Molecule: messenger RNA, 1637 nt
Organism: Gracilinanus agilis (Agile Gracile Mouse Opossum)
Lineage: Eukaryota; Metazoa; Chordata; Mammalia; Didelphimorphia; Didelphidae
Gene: DPM1
Product: dolichyl-phosphate mannosyltransferase subunit 1, catalytic
Exons: 9
Coding region: 32-826 (264 amino acids)
Biological process (GO): protein O-linked glycosylation via mannose; GPI anchor biosynthetic process
Cellular component (GO): endoplasmic reticulum membrane
Molecular function (GO): dolichyl-phosphate beta-D-mannosyltransferase activity
Source: RefSeq, a predicted model, not a curated record
AAUUCCAGUUCCGGUAGAUGGCAGUUCCGCCAUGGCCUCCCAGAGCGAUAUUCCAAAUAGUCCGGGGUCCCAGCGAAGAGGAGUGAAAGAGGCUGCGGCGGAGGGUACAGGAGUGGAUAAGUACUCGGUGCUUCUCCCCACCUACAAUGAACGAGAGAACCUGCCUCUCAUCGUGUGGUUGCUGGUGAAGAGCUUCGGAGAAAGUGGAAACAACUAUGAAAUUAUAAUCAUAGAUGAUGGAAGUCCAGAUGGAACACAGGAAGUUGCUGAACAGUUGAAAAAGAUAUAUGGGUCAGAUAAAAUUCUUCUAAGACCCAGAGCUAAAAAGCUUGGACUCGGAACAGCAUAUAUUCAUGGGAUGCAACAUGCUACAGGAAACUUCAUUAUUAUUAUGGAUGCUGAUCUCUCACACCAUCCAAAAUUUAUUCCAGAAUUCAUUAGGAAACAAAAAGAAGGUAAUUUUGACAUUGUUUCUGGAACUCGCUACAAAGGAAAUGGAGGUGUCUAUGGCUGGGAUUUGAAGAGAAAAAUUAUCAGCAGGGGAGCCAACUUCCUAACUCAAAUUUUGCUGAGACCAGGAGUAUCAGACUUAACCGGAAGUUUCAGGUUAUACCGAAAAGAAGUUCUACAGAAAUUAAUGGAAAAAUGUGUUUCUAAAGGAUAUGUCUUCCAGAUGGAAAUGAUUGUUCGAGCUAGGCAACUGAACUAUACCAUUGGAGAGGUUCCUAUCUCAUUUGUGGAUCGUGUUUAUGGUGAAUCCAAGUUGGGAGGAAAUGAAAUAGUCUCCUUUUUGAAAGGAUUGUUGACUUUGUUUGCCACUACAUAAGAUGACAUUAUUCAUUUUAUUUUUUUAAUUAUCAUGUUCAUUUCAUUUUUAACAUAAGACAAAAGACCUGGUUGCUGAUUUUUAAAUUGUACUCUUAAACCAUAAACAGUAAGGUAAGGUAAAUUUCAUAUACACCUUAAGUUUUCUUUUCUAGAAGUUUGUGUAUUCCAAAAUAGAUUUCACAUCUAUGUAAAGAAAAAAAGAAUAUUCUUUAUGUCUGUUUACAGUUGUAAUAAGAUUUAUAAAUAAAUUUUAUGAGAGUUGGUUUGGAUAAGCAUUGUUGCUAACAUGUACUAAAUUGGAUUUUCUUGUGUGAAGCUUUGAAAUAAUGCUUACUUAUUAGUAAAAGCAAAUUUUCCAGAUUUGGGUACCUAUGGAAUAUAGACUUUAAAAGAAUUAUGUUAUGUAAAUAAUUUAAAUAUAUUUCUAAAGUGUUUGUAUGAGUUGGCAAUCCACCAUUUGGUUUAAAAUAUCUUCUCCCGAACUAACAAGAAAAGCAACCAGCCUAUUAAAAUUAACAUAUUAGGUUUUUUGGUUCAUUGCAGCUUGAAUAAGUAAACCUGUUUAACUUUUAAAUUUGUGGAAAACUGCAUUCUAAUAUGAAAAAAUCACAGUAAGAGUUAAACCAGUUUACUAAUGAAAAUAUUAAAUGUAUGUUUUGAAUGAAAGUUGUAUAGAUAUAUUAAGCAGUUAAGAACAUUUUCCUCAGUGAGGAAGAAAACAUCCAAUUCUAUGAGAUUCAAAUUGCCAUUCUAGUCAUUUUAAAGUAAUUUGCCAAAUAUCUUGGGCUUUUUUUCCCCAAGAAAACACA